Messenger RNA from Apis laboriosa (Himalayan honeybee), 3260 nucleotides. RefSeq lists its product as uncharacterized. The transcript is spliced from 3 exons. NCBI's taxonomy places the organism in Eukaryota, Metazoa, Arthropoda, Insecta, Hymenoptera, Apidae. The coding region runs from base 150 to 635 and encodes 161 amino acids. The record is from RefSeq and is a predicted model, not a curated record.
GUUGAAAAUGCGCGAUGCAAUCUAAAUCCACGAUCACCAUCAACCACGAGAACGACGCCGAUGAAUCGAUGGAAGAGUCUGUCUUCGAGCAGAUAUGCGACACGAUAUUCGUUCUGAUACCCGAAGAUACGUAUUUAUGAUGGGAUUCUAUGAUAGUGCCGCGACUGAAGCAGCUGUUUCUAAGUUGGAGUCAGCUAGGCACCGAAGACAGAGUACAAUUGGACGCCAAAGUGGCCAACUGGUGUUGUCCUAACAGAAGACAGCUUUAUAAACCUUUGCAAGAGGCUUUGGUUCGCUGGGAGACUGUGCAGGACACUCAAGGUGCUCCCGGUUGCGAGCCAGGUAUGGUCUCCUUUUCCUGCGAUCCUCAGUUGGAGGAGGAAUUGGUCAGCGUCAUUUAUAGCCUAGAACUGUUAUUCACGAAAAAUCGAAAAGGUAGAGAGAUCGACAUGGACUACGAGGUCGGUCGUUGCACAGAGCUCAGGAGAGAGAUGUCUUUGAACCUGAACUACGACGGGACUCUGCGCUCGAUUUUGAGCCCGAAAGAUAAAACACCUCAUUCCGUGCACAGUUGCAGUUACAUCGCCGAUUUCAAACGAUCUGACGAGGAUCUAAGCGGUUACCUGACCAAUUAAGAAUCGAUGACGAUUGAACAUUUUUUUUUAUCCCAAUUUUCGACUUUGCUAAUGAAUUUUUUUUGGAAAAAUUCUGCAAAUAUAAAACGAUAGAUUGUUUCCCCCUCUAUUGGAAAUUUUGUUCAGUUUAUCCUGGAUGAAUUUUCUUUACGACAAUAGAAACGAAGUGACAGUCGAUAGUUGUUAGGGAAUUAGGAAGAGUAUAAUUAGAGUAAUCUUGAGAGAAAAAUAGAAAUAUUAUUUUGUAAAGAGAUACGUACUCUUACGAUGAAAUUCUAAGAAAUAAUCGGAAUAGUUAGUAAGAGAUAAUUUUUUUUUUUUCUUUUUCUAAAAAUAGGUACCUUCUUUUUUUAUCACCCAAAUAUACCUGUUUGCGUCCUAUCAUUGGUAUAUGAAAUACUGUCUGAUCCAUUUAAGAAAAAAAAUUAUAACAUGUUGUUUGCAUUUUUUUCUUUUCAGAAAACUUAUAUUAUUGUAAUAAAUAAACGAAAUAAGAAUUAAAAAAUAUAUAAGACAGAGAAGAUUGUGAUUGCACAAAAAUUAGUGACAUAAAAUAUUUUAUUAAUCAUCAGUUAUAGAGUCAAGGUGUACGAGCAUACAUUCAAAUAAUACAAGUCAAUCAUUUUACAACGAAAGUUUCAAACAAAUACGCAACAAAAGGUGUCCGGAUCAUAAAUGUAUCAACUCGAUUCGCCGCAUCAUUUAAUCAUCAUUUACCUCGUAUUUAUCCUCCUUUAUAUUCUUUGUUUUAUUUCUUUUUUUUUUUUUUUUUUUUUUUNUUUUUUUUUUCAUUUUCUUUUUUUUUUUUUUUCUUCUCUAAUAUAAUUAUUACACAGCAAUAAUAGGUUCAGGAUGAUGAACACUGCUCCUUACGAGAGAAAGGUAGACGUUAUACAAUACGUGUACAUGAAUUAACCGCGCUUCACGAGAGCAAGGAACACCCCUCAAGACGUGUGCAGAGACAUCCAUACUUAGAAAGAUUGCCCGCAGAAACAUUUAUCCGUAUAUAAAAUAUAUUAUGAACACGCAUAAAAAUCUGUCUAAAGUGUUGUUAUACAUACAUAUAUACGAUCGGUCAAGUUUGUAGAAUUGUGAUCUCUUUAGUCACCAAUAAAAAUUCAUUUUCACCCUAUGUCUUAUGAGCGUAAUAUACAACACGUUUCACGGGGAAAAAAGGAUCCACAAAAAUUUUUAUACACGGACACGUCUGUAAACAAUGUCUCUAAGCCAGUACACGCCUUCGCAAUCUCUCAUUUCUUCGAACUCUAUAAAGUGUGUUCGGACUACUUAUGCAGCUUUGCAACAAGCAAUCCGACGGGAACGUAGCUCUUUUUUUUUCUUUCUUUCUUUCUUUUUUUUUUUUUUUUUUUAUUCUUUUAAUCAUUUACAACACUCGUUUUUUUCUUUUAUAUAUACUUUUUUUUUUUUUUUAUUAUUAUUUACAGAAUCGCUAUUAUUUAAAACCGGACUGAUUCUCAACGAGUUGCUUCCUUUGCGGUCCUCGCGAUCAAUUUCGUUUUCCUCGAAAUGCCAAAAAGUUGGUUGGAACGAAGAUCUUGGAAAGAUGGAACCUAGGUUAUUCCAGAUCACGUUGGGAUGCGUUAAGUACUAUCGAGAGUUGGCUAACAGGACGAGAAUCUCGGAGGGAAGGAUCGAGAAUAACCGAAAUUCCUUCCAAAUUUUUUUUUUCUCUUUUUUUUUCUUUUUCUUGUUUUUUUCCUUUUUUUAACUUUUUUCUUCUUCUUCUUCCUCUUCUUCUUUUUUUUUUCUUUUUCUUUUUUUAAUAGAAAAAUUCCCCGAAUUUAGGACCACAGAGGAGAAAAGUUUCCUUGCUUGAAACACGAUUUAGCUAUUCUCCUUGCGGAGGAGAGGGUCGUCCGAAGUCGAAUUCAGUUUGAAUCACAGCUGUCUGUCAACUAUCAUCCAAUAGUUUGAUUGGACGAGUUCUAUUGCUACUAGUUUUGUUGGACGAUAUCCAGCUUCAGGGACCCAGGUGGAGCAGCUCUCAAAGAAACUAUUCCAGGCAGUGGAUAUCCUGGCCUAGAUUGGCUAGCAACGAUUUCUGAAUUUAUCCCUUCAUCCAAAACGAAUUGCUGGCGGUGGUUGAACGCGGUGUCGCCUGUUUCUUCAUAGAAGAAAUCAUCUGAGGGGGUUGGGGGUUAAUUAAUUAUCACGAUAGGGAACGGUAUUGCACAAUUUCGCGCCAAUACCUGACGAACACGCUUGCUGUACGUCCACAAAGACGCGGAUCUGAAUUUAUAUAUAGUGUCCAAUUCGGGCGACACCAAUCCCUUCUCGAGCUGCUCCACCUAUCCGGCCUUAAGGACACUUGUACGUGAACUCUGGUUCAAUCUCGUCAACGUGAUAUAGCCGACCAUCGAAGAUGCAGACUGUUUAUUCUGUCUCUGUUUAAAUCUGCUUCCAUGUUAAAAACGCAAAUUGAAUAUUCUUUGUUCCUUUUUUUUUUUCUUUUUUCUUUUUUUUUUUUUUUUUUCUUUUUUCUAGGUCAACAGUCUACCCUGAGCAGUCUGAGGAGUUCGAAAACUGUCGAUUUAAAAAUUUCUUUCUAUAUUAUCAGUCAUCCAGGUACAAGUAUCUUCAACAAUUUGAGGCUCGAGUGGACGA